This is a messenger RNA of Catharus ustulatus (Swainson's thrush), 1066 nucleotides long. RefSeq names its product syntaxin 18 (gene STX18). Gene Ontology annotation, molecular function: SNAP receptor activity. The record is from RefSeq and is a predicted model, not a curated record. The transcript is spliced from 11 exons. Lineage: Eukaryota; Metazoa; Chordata; Aves; Passeriformes; Turdidae. Gene Ontology annotation, cellular component: endoplasmic reticulum; SNARE complex; membrane. Bases 39 to 1043 code for a protein of 334 amino acids. Gene Ontology annotation, biological process: intracellular protein transport; retrograde vesicle-mediated transport, Golgi to endoplasmic reticulum.
UGCGCGGGGAAGGGCGCGCGGCGGCACCGGCGGCCGCCAUGGCGGUGGACAUCACCCUGCUCUUCAAGGCCAGCGUGAAGACCGUGAAGACCCGCAACAAGGCGCUGGGGGUGGCGACGGCGGGGGACAGCGCCAGGGACGAGCUGCUCAAGCGGGGCACCGCCCGCUCCAAAAGCGACUUCACCAGCAGGGCGCGGGAGGUGAUUUCUCAUAUUGGAAAGCUGAAAGAUUUUCUUCUACAACACAGAAAGGAUUACAUUAAUGCUUACAGCCAUAUUAUGUCUGAUUAUGUGAGGAUGACGGAUACAGAGCGUGACCAGAUAGAUCAAGAUGCCCAGGUGUUCAUGAGAACGUGUGCUGAUGCCAUUCAUCAGCUCAGAACAGAAGCACACAAGGGUGUCCAGUCUGCUCAGGUGAAGGAGCACAGAACAGCUGUCUUGGACUUCAUUGAAGAUUACUUAAAAAGAGUGUGCAAGCUGUAUUCUGAACAAAGAGCCAUCCGAGUUAAGCGAGUGGUAGAUAAGAAAAGACUGUCCAAACUUGAACCUGAGCAGAGCAAUGUGUCCAAAUCACCUCUUUCCCCUGAAAAAUCUUCACAGAGUCCUUCAGAGGAUUCUGAAGAAAAACUUUCUGCAGAGGAAAGCAAGGACAGAAAUCUGCCCGAUGCCCAAAGUAACCUUGGAUUAUGGGGGGAUGGCAGAGGUGAAGAUGAGCUGUCCCCUGAAGAAAUACAAAUGUUUGAACAGGAGAACCAGAGACUUGUUGGUGAAAUGAACAAUCUCUUCGAUGAAGUCAGACAAAUUGAAGGAAAAGUGGUGGAAAUUUCCAGAUUACAAGAGAUAUUCACAGAGAAAGUCUUGCAACAGGAAACUGAUAUUGACAAUAUCCAUCAAUUAGUUGUGGGUGCAACAGAGAAUAUAAAAGAAGGCAAUGAAGACAUAAGAGAGGCCAUCAAAAACAAUGCUGGAUUUAGAGUAUGGAUCCUCUUCUUCCUUGUGAUGUGUUCAUUCUCCUUGCUUUUCCUGGACUGGUAUGAUAAUUAAUUAAACAUACUAUUGGCUCCAUA